Messenger RNA from Hippoglossus stenolepis (Pacific halibut), 4206 nucleotides. RefSeq names its product bone morphogenetic protein 1. The record is from RefSeq and is a predicted model, not a curated record. The transcript is spliced from 20 exons. Gene Ontology annotation, biological process: proteolysis. Gene Ontology annotation, molecular function: calcium ion binding; metalloendopeptidase activity; serine-type endopeptidase activity. The coding region runs from base 148 to 3051 and encodes 967 amino acids. NCBI's taxonomy places the organism in Eukaryota, Metazoa, Chordata, Actinopteri, Pleuronectiformes, Pleuronectidae.
CUCUCUCUCCCCCCCUGCAGCAGCAGCAUGGCGCCGUGUUUUUACACCGGGUGAUUUUAUUCUUUGCGCUCUUGUCUCCAUCUGUUUACUCGGGCCGCUCUUUACUGACUUGACUUGUGGCUGUGAGUGGACAUUAGAGGAGAAGUCAUGUCAGUGGCAGCUGCGACUCUUCUGCUCCUGCUCUGCUCCAUGUGUGAUUCUCUGGACGCUGACUGGGAGUUUGUGGAAACUAAUUUUACGGACCUCAGUGAUGCAAUCGAUUACAAGGAUCCCUGCAAAGCUGCUGCCUUUCUGGGAGACAUUGCUCUGGAUGAAGAUGACCUCCGCAUGUUCAGAGAGGUCCGCAGCCUCCAGCCCAACCGAACACACUCAGGCAACAGUUCCACCUCCAACGAGAGCAUCAGGAGUAAAAGAGCGGCAAAGGGGAUCCUCCGUCGUCUGAGGAGAGCGGCCACCUCCAGGGCCGAGCGAGUGUGGCCCGACGGCAUCAUACCGUAUGCCAUCAGUGGGAAUUUUAGUGGCAGUCAGAGAGCCAUUUUCCGUCAGGCGAUGCGUCACUGGGAGAAACACACUUGCGUAACCUUCACUGAGAGGACGACCGAGGAGAGCUACAUCGUCUUCACCUACAGGCCGUGUGGGUGUUGCUCCUACGUGGGGAGGAGAGGCAGCGGCCCCCAGGCCAUCUCCAUAGGGAAGAACUGCGAUAAGUUUGGCAUCGUGGUGCAUGAGCUCGGCCACGUGAUCGGCUUCUGGCACGAACACACGCGCCCGGACCGUGACGAGCACGUAAGCAUCAUCAGAGACAACAUCCAGCCAGGACAGGAGUAUAACUUCCUGAAGAUGGAACCGGGCGAGGUCAACUCACUGGGGGAAGUGUACGACUUUGGCAGCAUCAUGCAUUAUGCAAGGAACACAUUUUCCAGAGGAAUCUUCUUAGACACGAUCUUGCCCCGUUACGAUGUGAACGGAGUCAGGCCCCCGAUUGGACAGAGGACCAGGCUCAGCAAAGGGGACAUUGCACAAGCUCGCAAACUCUACAAAUGUGCAAAGUGCGGCGAGAGCCUGCAGGACAGUUCUGGAAACUUCUCAUCUCCUGGUUUCCCCAACGGCUACUCGGCGUACUCUCACUGCGUCUGGAGGAUUUCUGUCACUCCUGGAGAGAAGAUCGUUCUGAACUUCACCUCCAUGGACCUCUUCAGGAGUAACUUGUGUUGGUACGACCACGUGGAGGUCCGAGACGGCUUCUGGAGAAAAGCUCCACUGAAAGGUCGUUUCUGUGGAGACACACUUCCAGAUCCCAUCGUCUCCACUGACAGUCAACUGUGGAUUGAAUUCAGGAGCAGCAGCAGCUGGCUGGGCAAAGGCUUUUCCGCCGUUUAUGAAGCCAUCUGUGGGGGAGAGGUGACGCGGGACAGUGGCCAGAUCCAGUCCCCCAAUUAUCCCGAUGACUACCAGUCCAAUAAAGUGUGCGUGUGGAAAAUCACAGUGGCAGAGGGCUUCAAUGUCGGCCUCUCAUUCCAGUCGUUUGAGACUGAGAGACACGACAGCUGCGCCUACGACUACGUGGAGGUGAGGGACGGCGGCUCGGAGAACAGCCCGCUGCUCGGCCACUUCUGUGGCUAUGACAAACCGGACGACAUCAAGAGCAGCUCCGACCAGCUCUGGCUGAAGUUCGUGUCUGACGGAUCGGUCAACAAAGCCGGAUUUGCAGCCAACUUUUUCAAAGAGAUGGACGAGUGCUCCCGACCCGACAACGGUCACUGCGAGCAGCGCUGUCAGAACACGCUGGGCAGCUACAGGUGUGCCUGCGACCCGGGAUAUGAGCUGGCGGCCGACAGACACAGCUGUGAGACAGCUGCCUGCGGUGGGUUCAUCACCGUGCUGAACGGCUCGCUCACCACCCCCGGCUGGCCCAAAGAGUACCCACCCAACAAGAACUGUGUGUGGCAGCUGGUGGCGCCCAUCCAGUACCGCAUCACCCUGGUGUUCGACGUGUUCGAGGCCGAAGGGAACGAUGUGUGUAAAUAUGAUUAUGUGGAGGUGCGCAGCGGCUUGAGCUCAGACUCAAAGCUUCAUGGGAAGUUCUGCGGAGCGGACAAACCCGAGGUCAUCACCUCCCAACACAACAACAUGAGGAUUGAGUUCAAGUCGGACAACACCGUGUCCAAGAGGGGCUUCAAGGCUCACUUCUUCUCCGAUAUAGACGAGUGCUCCGAUGACAAUGGCGGCUGCCAGCACGAGUGCGUGAACACCUUCGGGAGCUACAGCUGUCAGUGCCGCGGGGGCUUCAUGCUGCACGAUAACAAACACGACUGCAAGGAAGCCGGUUGUGAUCAUGUUGUGAACAGUGCGUCGGGAAUCAUCAGCAGCCCCAACUGGCCUGACAGAUAUCCCAGCAAGAAGGCCUGCACCUGGUCUCUGUCCACAACCCCGGGCCACCGCAUCAAACUCGUUUUCAACGAGCUCGAGAUGGAGGCCCAUCUAGAGUGCGCCUACGACCAUCUGGAGAUCUUCGACGGGCGAGACCCCCGCGCCCCGAGUCUCGGACGCUUCUGCGGCACCAAGAAACCUUCUCCGGUCGUCUCCAGUGGCAACAAACUGUUUCUGCGGUUUUCCUCAGACAACUCGGUGCAGAAAAGAGGCUUCGAGGUUUCAUACAGAGCAGGAUGUGGAGGGAGCCUGAAAGCCGAGGUCAAGACAAAAGAUCUGUUCUCUCAUGCACAGUUUGGAGAUAACAACUAUCCCAGUGGCUCUGACUGUCUGUGGGUGGUCACUGCCGAGAAGGGCUACGGAGUGGAGAUCAUCUUCCGAGUGUUUGAGAUCGAGGAGGAGGCCGACUGCGGGUAUGACUACGUGGAGCUGUACGACGGCGCCGACAUGAAGUCCCCGCGGCUGGGACGAUACUGUGGAUCUGGGGCUCCAGAAGAGGUCUAUUCAGCUGGAGACGCCAUCAUUUUAAAGUUUCACUCUGACGACAGCAUCAACAAAAAGGGCUUUCACGUACGCUACACGAGCACCAAGUUCCAGGACACGUUACACGCAAGCAAGUGACUGUGACAUGUCGGAUCCCAGCCCCAAACCAAAACGGAGACUUCAGCCCUGGCAUUUGGCGGAACACGCCCUUUUCCAGACGAGGAGUGGAUGCACGGGAUCGACACCACAAACACCAGCAGACGCAUACUUCACAUUCACGUCUGCUGGAGAGUGAAACCACGCAGAGAAAUUAUAGUUGCACAGGAGGAAAAGUUUGAAGUGACUGUUUUUGAGUCAAAUUCAGCCUGUAUUGAAUGAUUGUCAUAACACUGUAAAGAUAUCAAAUGUAUAUAUUGUGAUAUAGUUUGGCUUGUUUUGUUUUUUUACUUUGAUGUAUUCUAUCUAUUUCAUUUUUCUUUGCUGUAGUUUAGUUUUUCAUUGAUCAGAUGCAGAACAUUCCCACACAGUAUUUUCCCAGCUUCCUUUUUAAACCAUUACUGUGUUUCCAGCUUCCAACAAGUUCUGCUUUUCCUCUGACUCGUGUUUUUGUGCUUUAAAUCUCUUUGCAACACACAGUCGGGCGAAGUGAUGACAGAGGAAAUCAACUCCUCUAACUUGAAUCUUUUCUAUAUUUUGCUUUUACCUCUCAGUAACUUCUGCUUAUGUCCCACAACACCAGCUGAAAGUCGUAUUUUUGCUUAUCGUAGUUGUUUCGCUUGUUAGCUUGCUGCUGUGAUGCAGAGGUGACAUCACUGUUGGUUGUGGUCACAGGGGGAAAGAGAGGGUUCUUGGUUCGAAUCCCGGAUUCUUCCUGUGUGGAGUUUGCAUGAUCUCCCCGUGUGAACGUGCGUUUUCUCUGGGUGCUCCAGCUUCCUCAGUCCAAUGGCGUGCAGAUUGAGGUUAGCUUGAGACGUUGCAUUGACCUUAAGUGUGAAUAUGUGUUAGUGGUGUUCUGUCUCUGUAUGCUGGCCCUGUGACGGGCUGGUGACCUGUCCCGGGGGCAUUCUGCUUCUCGGUGUGUCAGCUGGGAUUGGCUCCAGUGCCCCUGCAACCCUUAAAGGAUGAGCAGUGUAGAUAACAGAUGGAUCAUUGUGUUUCCACCUGGUAUUAAAGGUUCCCCGGGAAGUUCCCUUGUAAACAAAGUAAACUGUGUCCUGUGUCAUAGCUCUGAUAAAUGAGUUUGAUGUAUUUUUCUUCAUCAUAAAACACAGAGCUUUGAACGUUGCAUCCAUG